Messenger RNA from Sitophilus oryzae (rice weevil), 2276 nucleotides. RefSeq lists its product as uncharacterized. The transcript has 7 exons. The coding region runs from base 234 to 2033 and encodes 599 amino acids. The record is from RefSeq and is a predicted model, not a curated record. NCBI's taxonomy places the organism in Eukaryota, Metazoa, Arthropoda, Insecta, Coleoptera, Curculionidae.
CCAUUUCUUCGGGCGGCAGUGAGAGUGAAAGAGUGAAAAAGAAGAAGAAGUACCUUCGACGUCGAUAUUGUUGGUACUAAAACAUUUUUCGCGAAGAGAGAGUCAUCGAUGAGCAAGCGGUUGGCGGUUCGUUUUUGCCGAAGAAAGUGGUCGAAAGUAAUAACAAAAAAUAAAGGGAUCGUCGCGAGUGAGUCCGCGUUUCGUGAGUGUGAGUUUCGAGUGAUAGGGACACCAUGAAGAUACAUUUAUGGUUGAUGUUUUAUUGGACAUUUUUUUCUACAAAAACCGUCAAAAGUUCUGCAGUGGUUUCACCCUAUUACCCUUUGAAUGGUGAAGAUUUAACCGAAGGAGAUAUCAAAGAAAUCGAAUUUUGGGAGAAAUAUUAUCACAGGCCGAAAAGAUCCGGCGAUGUGAGUGGUUCAGCUGACAUAGUCAACCAGUUUAAGUCAGCCUUAGUUUCGGGACUGAAGCAGAAACUAGGACAGCUAGCUCAAGGUUCGGCUGGUGCUGUAGUUGGGGCUUCUGCUGGUUUCAGCAAGGGCAGUUCUUCGGGACAUGGCGAAGCUAAAGGUCCGCAUACAUCGUACGAUCAUCCCCAUGUAACUUACGAGAAACCGUCAUAUAACUUGUGGGACCUGAAGAAAUCCGUACUCAAUACGCUGCUGCAAGCCGUGAAAGCCAUUCAGGGUGGAGUGCUGGCCAUCAAAGGGCAAAUAAUCAAAGGUAGCGGUUACGUGGUUUCGGGGGGAGGCAAACUUCUCGCGGCCGGAGGCGACAAAGUCACAGAUAUAGGGAAGAGCAUUAUCCAGAAAGCUGUGCUGGUGCCGCCCAAAACGCAUUCGUCGUAUCAUCAUUCGGGUUAUGGAACUUCUGGAAGUUACUCUGCCCCAAGUGGAGCUGCUGAAGUGUACGAUGCUCCGCCUUCAUCGGCAUCAGGAGGAAGCUAUGGCCCAGAAAGUCAUUAUGAAGGGCAUUAUGAUCUCACUGACGCCAAACUUCAUCACGGAUCAGAAGGACUAAUAGUCCUCAGACGCAUUGCUCCAAACAAGGACAAAUACCGCUCUUCCCAGAGCAAAUCCGAAGAGGUAUCUGGCCACGCAGCAACCUCGUAUUCCUCGUCAGGCAGUGGCGGAGGCGUCGGCAAUCUUGUAGGUAAAAUUUUAGGACUGGCGUCCUCUUCCGGCGGCCACCAGCAACAACCCGCAGCACCAGCCGCCUACGAUGGAAAGGGCGACCAGUUCACACCCGAAGACAGUCACUCGUCUUUAAAUCCACCUGCACCCCCGCAUUUCGAGGCUGAACCUGGUCCUCCUGCACCAAUAACGCACUCUGCAGCACCCUCCAUCGGAGAACAGAACACUCACAGUCUCGAUCUCACCUUUUCAAAGACUAAUGUCAAUUCCCUUUCGAACAGUGUGCCUUUUGGAGUUGAUUUCUCCCAGCAACAGGAUGGUUAUGACGACUUCCAAGAGAAUCUAGCUGCCCAAGGUACGAAUAACUACGAGCACAAAGUAAAACUGACUCGUGGGGAGCUUUCUGAGGGUGCCACGGUGGCUAGUUCGAAGAUCCAGCUCCCGAAAGACGCUCCUCAGAGUCUGGGAGCUCUUAAAGACGCUCUGGAAAAAGAACAGGUUAAUACGGGAUACAAACCUUCGAGUUUGAGCUUGUUAUAUUCCCCAGCACUGAUAGAUAUACAAAAAUCACCUUCAAAGAUUCAAAACUCUGAUCCAGCUUUGUCAUCUUUGACUAACUUCCUUCCAGAGGAAACUCCGAGGAUACCAAGCAGUUUCAAAACAUCCAGGGAUGGAUAUUCGAGUUUAAAAUCUUCGUAUCCUUCAUCAAAAAGUCACUCAGGGUCGUCUAGAGGUUCUAGCAGAUACAAGAGUACGAGUACCAGGAUAUCGUCUUCGAAAAAAAGGAAAAGGGCUCCCACGGAAGUGAGGUAUAGUCGACCGUCUUCCAAGGGAGAGUACCACGUGGCUAAGUCUCAUUCUUAUGAAUUGACAGCGGAUGGACUGAAGAGACUGACGUAGUGACAUAAAGCCUCCAUAGAACUCACAUCGAAAAAUACCACCAAACAACCAAUACGUUUCCUUAUAGUUAAGCCAGACUAAAUUGAAAGCGUCCCCUUGAUAUUUUUAUUUAUUUCUCUCCUGUUUAUACAUGCUCAAUUUUCUUAUUGUCUGUUACUCUAUUAUUUUAUUUUUACUCUAUACUUGUUAAGUUGUUUGUGAAAGAACCAUACACGUUUAGGAUUGUACAUUAAUUUAUUUUAC